AGUUGAAACGUCAGUUUGUUGCGCACGCUGGGUGCUUGCAGUGAUUGGUGAAGUGAGUGAGCGAUCUCUGUGUGUGACUGUGUGCAGUAAAAGUAGAAUUAGCCAAGAAACUGCUGAGGAUGAACAACAUUCGUGUGAUCUGUGGUAUUCGGAACGUUUUAUUAACUCAGUCGAAAGUGCCCGCUUGGUGUUCAUGCUCACGAGUAAAUCAGAAUAUAUGGAGUCGUCCUACCAGUACGACAUUCAAGCGCAUGUUUGUUAGCAUUUCAAGGAAUGGCCAUCAACGUCUGCCCCUGUCUGAAGGCCUUCAAAGGUCGUUCAUCAUCUCGAAUAUAAACAAGGUUCCACAUCAGAAAGCAGUACGAUGUGCAUCUGUCUCUUCAAAACCCUCUGAUGGUGGUAGACUCAUCUACUCUGGGGACCUCGCCAAGCCUGUUUUAGGUGUGAAGUUUUUUUCCUACUCCUGCAGCAUGUUCAGCGUUUGUGUCAUGCCAUACGUGUUAAUGCAGACUGGCCUUGGCGUUCAGAGUUUGGCUUUACAAGUGGCAUUCUGUGGAAUCAUUGGCUUUUUUACCUUCAUCACCCCCGUGCUUCUCCACUUCAUCACAAAAGGUUACGUGAUUCGCCUGUACCACCACGAGGAAGCAGACACGUACACAGCCGUCACAUACAGUGCUCUACUGACAGAGAAAAAGACAGUGUUUCACCAGAGUGAUGUUAAGGUGCCAGAUAUCAGCAAGAUGUUCACAACGUUUUAUGCAAAGAAACACUCCAUGCUGGUCAACCCCGAUACCUUUUCUUUGCCACACGAUUACAACCACCUAAUGGGCUAUGAUCGUCCGUUCACGUUUGAUGUUGAUGAUCUUGACAAGCCAGAUGGAAAAUAGGUCGAAUGUUAAAGAACACAAUAUGUAAACCAGAUUAUAACACAAUGAGUUUUUAAAUAAACACAGUGAGUUCACUGUUACGGAGAUACCAUUUAUUUCAUACACAGAAAUGUCGGACUAUACAGACAGAAUAACUGGACAUUCCUGUGUGACAAAAUAGUCACACAUUUUUUUUCUAUUUGUCACAACUUUCAUUAAAAAAACAUUGAGAUUAUAAA
Engraulis encrasicolus (European anchovy) is the source of this 1105-nucleotide messenger RNA. It is a transcript of the gene tmem70, whose product is annotated as transmembrane protein 70. Gene Ontology annotation, biological process: mitochondrial proton-transporting ATP synthase complex assembly. Gene Ontology annotation, cellular component: mitochondrial membrane. NCBI's taxonomy places the organism in Eukaryota, Metazoa, Chordata, Actinopteri, Clupeiformes, Engraulidae. The record is from RefSeq and is a predicted model, not a curated record. The transcript has 3 exons. The coding region runs from base 120 to 887 and encodes 255 amino acids.